Aphanomyces invadans is the source of this 1213-nucleotide messenger RNA. RefSeq lists its product as hypothetical. Gene Ontology annotation, cellular component: endoplasmic reticulum. Gene Ontology annotation, molecular function: protein-folding chaperone binding; misfolded protein binding. The transcript is spliced from 3 exons. The coding region runs from base 58 to 1068 and encodes 336 amino acids. The record is from RefSeq and is a predicted model, not a curated record. NCBI's taxonomy places the organism in Eukaryota, Oomycota, Saprolegniomycetes, Saprolegniales, Verrucalvaceae.
GGACACCAGGUUUCUUGUUCACAUAUUCGAGCAAGGAACACCCAGGUCAUCGACACGAUGGGCCAUGGGCAGUUCGUGUCGACGAUGCUCAUCCACACGACGGUGGUAAACCCCGGCCUGAAUUGGAUCCGCACACCUGGCCGCUUUUCCAAGUCCAUUGCGAUAUUGUACUCCAUUGGCUUCCUCAUCGCCAUUGCCAGCGUCUCUAUCGGAUACGAAGUGGCUAACAACCCGCCGAAUUUUUACGUCGUCAUGGGCGUCUCCCGCGACACGCCGUUUGCUGACAUCAAGAAAGCGUACCGCUCUCGGUCGAUGGAGCUCCAUCCUGACAAGAAUCCGUCUCCGAAUGCUGCGGACGAGUUCAAGAGAUUGCGCGUGGCUUACGACAUCCUGAGCGACUCCUCAAAACGCGACGUAUACGACUUUUACGGUGAAGACGAAGCGUUAAAGGACGAAAGCAAAUCAUCGUCCUCUUCGGAUCUGGGACAGAUCACGUCGCUGCUUUCUUACUAUGUCGUGUGGGCCAUUUUGACGUACGUGUUGACUCUUGGCGACGCACCCGACGUCCGCGCGUGGGCGUACUCGGGCUGCUUGCUCAUGCUCGUGGCAGAAAUCAACAUCACUUUGGCCAAGGUUGGACUGUCCAAGACGUUCUUUCCUCAAGUCACCGUGUACGAGCUUGUGCAGUUCAUGCACUUGUUGUACCCGCCAUUCAUGAACGGUUGUCGCUCCAUGGGCGCGUUCUACGUGCGCAAUCUGGUGCAGGAGAACUACGACCUCAGUAUGGAACUGCUCAAGAGCAACAAGAUGAUUUUGAUGGGGAUGCGACAACUGAAUGCAGAGCUGCAAGGAAUUGGUCAUCCCGCACGACGCUCGAAGACUCAAAAGCACUCAACCGUUGGUAGUGUCGCAGAAGGAGCUGCCCCGCAACAACCCCAGCAACCAACUCUCGAAGAAGCUGAGCUCAUUCAGCCGUCGCCCUCGAUCGACAACUCGGGGGGGUUUACAGUGCCCCGUUUUGUGUACGCCAUUGGGUUUUACUUGGUCAUGAACUACUUUUUCGGCUGAAUUUUCACCCGACAUUAAACGCAACAAGUGCAAAUGACAGCCGCAUCUAAAUUCAAAAUUGUCCAAAGCCCUCGCUCGCUCCAUGAAUCACCAAGCCUGGAGCAUUGCAGGCGUUAACGAAUUCGAGCAGUACUUCCAUCCCCCG